This is a messenger RNA of Paramecium octaurelia, 3104 nucleotides long. The record is from the annotation of a GenBank genome assembly. NCBI's taxonomy places the organism in Eukaryota, Ciliophora, Oligohymenophorea, Peniculida, Parameciidae.
AUGAACCAAAUUUUCUAUCCUCUGACUUAAGUCAAUAGAACCUCAGCCAGACAAAUUAAUAAAGUGAUUUACUAUGGCAAUCCCUAACCAGAAAUAAACCUAAAAUCUAACGAUUUAAAAUAAUCCAUUUUUGAUUGGUAUCAAUCACUCUAAUUUCAAGGUUGAGACAACUAAAUUAGGAACAAUUGGACGAUGUGCUCUCCUUUACAUCCUACUUUAGAGUUUAUUCAUAUCUUAAAAUGUUCAAGAUAGAUCAAAAUGGGGUGCAUGAAUAUUAGGAAUUAUUAUGUAGUCCUUUUGAAGUUAAUGUUGCUGAGGAACUAAGUAGAUAUUAUUCUAUUUAAAAUUGUAAGCGUUUAAAUAAGAUUGAUUUAAAUGCACAUAAGGUAUUUCAUAAAUCUCAAUAAAUUAAAGUACAUCCUAGAUCACAUCUAUGUGUCUGAUUAUGAAUGGUUAUUUGAUACCAUUACAUUAAGAGGGGAUGUUGAACAAAUUAUAAAUUCAUUUGAAGAAAUAUCAAAUGGCACCAUAUUUACAAAUUGGGGAGAGUUAGAAUCUUAUGAAGAUGAAGGAUAUUAUGAAAUCAACCUCAAAAAACAGAAAGUCUAUUAGACAUUGUCUGAAUUACUUGUCGAAGAAUUUCAAAUUGCUAUUCUAUUAAAGUACUCAAUUAAGUUUAUUUAUAGAUAUCGCCAAUCUUGUGGAGGUGAUAAUUACACAUAUAACAAAAAUUUGUUAAAUUUGAAUCAUGUUAGAUUUAAUUAUCUAUCUCUGAACUUAAAUUAGUCCUUUCUUGAAUUUAAAUAAUUGUUUGCUUAGCAACCAAACUAGAAGUAAUCAAUUUCUGAACUUAUAUUAAUUUAAUCUUGGACAGACUUUAUCAAAUCAAAUCCCCUGUAACUCUAAACUCUUUGCUCAGAAGUUUAAUACUAUUUUAAUCAACCUAAAGAGUUGUUUUCAGUACCUCUCAAGUAAGUUCUAAAUGAAUAUGUUCUAUUUUGUAAAUUUUUGAUUUCCAGAUAAUUACUCAAAGAAUUUCCAUUGACCUCAGCUUCUGAGAUCAAAAGAGUCAAACCAAAGUAGGACAAGCAAACAUAUCAGAAAUUGUAGCAACUUAGCAUUUUAUUCAACAACCCUUAGAAAUCUUAAAUAUUACCUGAAAAUGAACAAAGAUUAUUUAGCACAAAUGAUGAGGAAAUAGAAAAUAUAUUUUAUGAAUUCACUACGUCUUUUAUGAAGAAACUCAUGGAAGAAACAUUUAUAGAACUAGAAAACCAGAAGAAAUUUAAAAAAUAAAAAUAGAAAAAGGCAAAAAGUCAAAAAAAACAAUAUAUGAGUGAAUGUACAUCAAAUUGCACUGAGUAUUAAUAGUUAUAAUAACAGUAAGAAAUUCAAUUUGAUGAAGAAUGGAUCAAUGAUACUUAAUCAAAGAAUCAAAAGAAAAAACAAAGAAGAAAAGAGUAAUUAUCUAUUUUUAUCUUAGAAAUCAAGAAAAGAAGAAGCUAAAAAAACUACCUGAAAUAUAGUAAGUAGAAUCAAGUGAAAGUGUUUAAAAUUAGUAAUUUGAACCCUCAAUAAAAAUAGAAAACUAAAAACAAGAAGAAAUAUAAGAAUAAGUUUAAGAGACAUUUCUUUGCACUACUACUUCUACUCAUGAUGAUGAUGGGGAAUUUAUUGAAGUGACCAAAAAGAAAUUUAAUGGGAAAAAAAAGAAAUAAAAUAGUAAAAAAGUUAAAGAGUAAAAAGAGGUACAAGUUGAAAAAUAAGUAAUCUUAAUUAAGAAGUCCAAUUCUUCAUAACAAAAUUAUUUAUCUGACGAUUACAAAAUGGGAAAUUCUACACCUACGAAAGCUCUUUCUCAAAAAAAAGAAUAAGAAAAUACUCCUCAGAAACCAGGCUUGGUAAAAAGCUUAAGUAAAGAAUAAAAAACAUAUAAAUAUGAUUUGGAUAAAGAUACACUUAACCAUAUAUGCUCAAACAUUUUGGAACAUAAACUAUCAAGGGAUAUUUAAUCAAUAUAUUAAAAAGAAUAGGAUAAUCUAUUCAAAUUUAGAGCAGCAAGGGAAGUUGCCAUUUUAAGGGUAUAACAUAUUAUUAAAGCCCAUUUCUUCUAAUUUUAAGUUGAGCCUGUAAUUUUCGGUUCUUCAAGAACAGGGUUGGCCCUGCACGAUAGCGAUGUUGAUAUGGUAGUUUUUGGGUUACCAGUGUUUACAAAACCAUAACUGUUUGAGCCUAUGAGAAAACUAUUGGAAGUUUUCUCCUAAAUGAAGUGGGCUAUUAGUUACAAGUAAUUUAUCCUUUCACACCAUUUAGACACAUCUUUCAAGCAAGCAUACCUUUGAUUAAAAUUACUAUUGAUCCUUCAAUAGGGUUUUUAGAAUUUGUAGGUAACCCACUCUAUUAUGUGAUGAAUCAUAGAAAUAUUGAAUAAAUGAAUUUGAAAUUAGGAGAAUAAUGUAUUUAAUUGAUUUUUAAGUAAAGCUUAAAACAUAUAAAUUGACAUCACCUUUGAAUUAUAGCAACCAUACCCUAUGUAUGGAUAUCAGGGAUACCAUGUUGGACUUCUAUCUACAGAUUACCAACGGUAAGUUGGGAUUUCAGUCAAAGGAUUCACUUAAGUAGCCAUAGUGUUGAAGAAGAUCUUGAAAUAAAGAGGAUUGAAUGACUCUUACACUGGAGGAGUGAGUUCUUUUUGUUUGACCAUUAUGUUAGCUGCGAUAGGGGAGAAUGUUUCAAUGGGAGAUAAAUUAUUGUCCUUUUUGUAAAGAUAUGGGUGGAAUUUCGAUCCUGAAUAAUAAUGCAUUUCUUUACAUUCAGAUGAGACCUUUAUGCCUAUUUAAGAAUAAGGAGAUCGAUUGCCUUUGAAUAUUAUUUCCCCUAUAAAUGAUGAGAAAAUUUAGAUCUAUGUCUCAAAGAUAUAAGAAAUUCUACAGGUAUUCAAGGAACUUUAUUUGGAACUGAAGGAGAAUAUGAAUCAAAUAGCAAUAGGUCUGUAAAAGAAAUUGGAUUAGAAGGACUUGUUAUAAUUACAUUAAACAAAUAUCGAGAAGCUUGUCGAUCUGAUCUAAUGGCAGAAUACAAAUCUUCUUGAUAGUUAAUUCUGA